AUGGUUAAGACGCCAUCAUCAUUGGUACGACCGGCAAUUCUGUUGGUUAGGGCAACAAAGUCAAAAAAGAAGUUUCAUUUCUUGAUCGAAGAUAAAUUACUCCUCUCAUCUCCCCCAAUUUCCACAGAUUUGUAUCACUAUAUUAAGGCCUCUUUCCCUUCUUUGGUUCUCCCGCCAAAAGAGAUCUUUGCUUUCCAAUAUAAUAACAUCUUUAAAGAAUUCAACUACAAUGCGCCUGACAAGUUACACGAAACAAAAACCCAAUAUUUACACACAUUAUUAACUCCGUAUUUUUCAAAAUACCAACUAAAUGAAUUUCUCGACACUGUUAUGUUGAAGGACAGAAAGAACCAUAGAAAGCCCCAGACUUUUUACCAACGGUUUGGUGAGUAUAUGGCAAAAAGAGGGCAUGCUAAGGACUUCUCUCCUACUUCAAUAAAGUUGUUGACUAAAUAUAAUAACUCGAUCUCAUCAUCGCCAAUUCAAAUACAUACCAUGAUAACUGAUCUUGUCGCCACUUUGGGAUUCCCUUCUCUAAUGGCUUUUAUCCAUACAAUAAAGAAAUUCAAUGAAUCUUCCAAACUCAAAGAGUUUGAUGAUGAUUCACGGUCUGCGUCCAGAGCAUUGCUCGAAUACUGCGACAUUACUUCGAGCUCGCACACAUAUCGAAUAACCCAUGGGGAAGAGCGCCGUAAUUUAUUGAGACUCAGAAAAUUCAUUGAUAUUAACAGCUCUACCAAGUCAAAAUCACUGACCCCUAUUCGCGAUCACUUGUAUGUGGUGUACACCUCUCCGGAAUUUGCUACGUGUAUUCACAGUCUCGUCAAUCCGGCAUUGCAAAGUGUUGCUCCUGAUAAUCUCCAACUACCAGAAGACCUAAGAAUCAGCUCGAUCUUUGUGAAAAGAUGUCGUCCUUCAAAUCGUCUAAUUGUCAAUAUUAAAGAUCCAUUAGAACGAACCAAUAUUCUUAACGUUCCAGAAUUGGCUAAUGAAACUAUUGUUCCUGGGAAAUUAAUGAACCGACUCAAUAGUUUAGAUAACAUACGGUUGAAUGACCUAGGAGACUUGGAGAAACUUCUACAUGUACUAAACAAACAUUGA
Messenger RNA from Saccharomycopsis crataegensis, 1101 nucleotides. RefSeq lists its product as uncharacterized. The record is from RefSeq and is a predicted model, not a curated record. NCBI's taxonomy places the organism in Eukaryota, Fungi, Ascomycota, Saccharomycetes, Ascoideales, Saccharomycopsidaceae. The transcript has a single exon. The coding region runs from base 1 to 1101 and encodes 366 amino acids.